Molecule: messenger RNA, 1437 nt
Organism: Phodopus roborovskii (desert hamster)
Lineage: Eukaryota; Metazoa; Chordata; Mammalia; Rodentia; Cricetidae
Gene: Ldoc1
Product: LDOC1 regulator of NFKB signaling
Exons: 1
Coding region: 173-601 (142 amino acids)
Source: RefSeq, a predicted model, not a curated record
CUGGCGCGCAGCUGCCAAAGUGACCUUGUGGGUGGAGCUUCCGCCACCAGCUAGACCCCCUCUGCGCAUCGCCCAGGGUCAGCACUCCUCCGAGGACACGCACUUCCUGCAAGGCCUCUGUGAGCAGCUCCGCAGAGCCGAUCCGAGCCCAAGACCUUCCGAGCGAGUCACCAUGGUGGAUGAGCUGGUGUUUCUUCUGCACGCGCUUCUGAUGCGACACCGCGCCCUGACCAUUGAGAACAGCAGGCUCAUGGAACAGCUGAGGCUGCUGGUGUGUGAGCGGGCCAGUCUGCUGCGCCAGGUACGUCCGCCCAGCUGUCCGGUGCCCUUCCCCUCACCGUUUAACGGCGAGAACGCCCGGCUCCCCGAGUUUAUUGUGCAGACGACGUCUUACAUGCUUGUGAAUGAGGACCGCUUCUGCAACGACGCCAUGAAAGUGGCAUUCCUGAUCAGCCUCCUCUCCGGGGAAGCUGAGGAGUGGGUGAUGCCGUACAUCCAGACGGAUAGCUCCAUUCUCUGUGAUUAUCGGGCGUUUGUUGAUGAGAUGAAGCAGUGUUUUGGCUGGUAUGACAACGAAGAUGAUGAUGAUGAUGAUGACUGAAGUGGGUGAUUACUAGGCCCUGAACCCCCUUAGGCCUACACAGGGAGGACCCUGCACGCUGCCUCCCCCCCUACCCCACCGCUACUCCUGCUGCCUCCAUGCUCUCCUUUGCAUUGCCAUCCUCUUCCCUGCCAAUCACUUCGCUCCUUCAUCCCUUUUAGUGCGUGUCUUUGUGCCAGUUACCUGCUGCAAGUGCUUGAGCUGGGCCUGGGCCUUGUUCUGAAGUUCAGUGUUCAACUUUAACCAAUACAGGCACCCUUCUAAUCUGUACUGUGUUUUGAGCUCCAGCCAUUAUCCAGGCCUGUGUUAGAACUGGUCAGAGCACCUGCAUUCCUGCAGCUUGUUUCCACUGGAUCACCUUCCUACAUCUGCUCAAAAGUGGAUGCCUGUCACACCACCCCCCCACCGCAUCUCACCUGCAGCCAUCUACUUUUGAAGAUACGGACCAAGAAGAUGAUGGCGGAGUUGGCUACAUCUAUUCAGACUCUCAUUUGGACAGCUCACCAACCCUCCUUUGAAGGGGCCAGACUCACAGCGUGGUUUGUUCUGUACCUACUUCCAGGUUCCUCCUCUGCCGGACCAGAUUGCUGCAGGAGCCUGAUGUGCCUGUCUGACAGUUGAAAUGUUGACAUUUCUUUUCUUGUAUGCAUCGGUUUUGCACAGCUGUCAUUUUUCUUUCAGAAUUGCAGCAGCCUCACAGAUGUGUACAUGUGGACAAGUAGUACUAAAAUAAAAAACGAGCCAACAGUCAUUCAGCCCAGAUCCUCUCUAGUACCUGGAAAAGGCAAUGGCAUUCUUUUCAAUAAAUAUCAAGCAUUGCAAAACUAGAAAAAAAA